Solanum verrucosum is the source of this 417-nucleotide messenger RNA. RefSeq lists its product as uncharacterized. Lineage: Eukaryota; Viridiplantae; Streptophyta; Magnoliopsida; Solanales; Solanaceae. The record is from RefSeq and is a predicted model, not a curated record. Bases 1 to 417 code for a protein of 138 amino acids. The transcript has a single exon.
AUGGUUGCUUUUACACCUGGGGAAACCAAAGAUUUUGCUUGGCCUUGUUUAACCCAGGCUAAUGCCACAAUAAAUGAGUAUUUAGCUUGCGAUGAGGCCAAACAACAAAUUAAGUUGUUCACACAAGAAACCUAUCUUCAACGAAAAGUUGAUGCUCGAGAAAAAUAUAUUGGGAAAAUAGAGCAAACGGCUGAAGAGAAGGAAAUGGAGAACCUAUUCAAUCAACUUGCUUGGGGAAAAAGCAUUCAGGAACUAGAUGCUAGAGAAACUAAAGGUUUGUUAAAGCUAUUUGAAGCAAAGCAGACUAAACUUAAUGAAAGGAAGACUAAACUCAAUGAACAUGUAGAUGAGAAUGUUUUAAAUCAAACUGGUGCUAAUGAUAGCAAUGCUGGAGAAGAGAAUCAUGGGAAUCCUUAG